Molecule: messenger RNA, 1057 nt
Organism: Benincasa hispida (wax gourd)
Lineage: Eukaryota; Viridiplantae; Streptophyta; Magnoliopsida; Cucurbitales; Cucurbitaceae
Product: Chaperone DnaJ-domain superfamily protein
Source: RefSeq, a predicted model, not a curated record
CCACAUUACCAAUGCCAUAAUACCAUAUACCAACCGAAUCCACUUUCUUUGAAAUGAAAAAGAAAUCAUAUUAUCAAGUCUACCCCGCAAGUGUUGGCCCUUCCUUCUCCCUUUUCCCUCUUUCUUUAACUGCCUCCAUCUUCUUCAAUCUCAAUUCUCACUACCUGAAACUAACAAAUUCCCCAUUUCCCCAUUUUUCUCUGAAUCUUAAUGGGUCCUGAUUCCGAUUUCAAAUCCCAUUUGGCCACUGAAAUUAGCUCCUUCUCCUCCCGUACUGUCUCUUGCUCUCACCGCCAUUUCUCCCUCCCUUUCAUCGAUUGGUAUCGCCUUUUUGGGGUCCAACAAGACGCUGGAAUCGAUUCCAUUCGGAGGCGAUAUCUCAAGCUUGCUCUGCAACUUCAUCCAGACAAAAACUCGCACCCCAAGGCCGAAAUCGCCUUCAAGCUUGUCUCUGAGGGAUAUGGUUGUUUGAGUGAUAAUGUGAAGAGAAGGGAAUUUGAUUUGGAUAGGAAGAAGAAGUUUUGCCCUGAUUGCAACACAAUCCCUUAUAGAAAUUUCACCUCUGCUAGAAACUUGAAUGUACUAGGAGGUUUUCACAACAACAACAACAUCAACAACAUUCAUGGAGAUUUGAGAGAUAUGAAAGAGAGAUUAAGAGAGGAAGCUAAUGUGAUUAAGAAUUGUUUGAGGACUAAUAACUCUGCAGCAAACAGAGAAACUUCACUAUUCAAUCCACCUGGUUUCACCAUGUUUCAUUACAAAAACCACAAAGAAACCCCAAUCUUCAAUCCUUCUGAUUAUGUUUGUCAAGGCUACCCACAUUUCCGAACCCGAAUCCACCCGAAACCGCAGAGUUUUCGGUGUUUUAGAACUGGAAAUGCAUUGAAGUAUGAACAAGGUAGAGGGAAGUAUGAGUAUCCGGUGUUUGAAAUUAGUAGAUCAGAAAGUUUUCUUUUACAGAAACAAUCUGCUUUUGUUUAUUCAAAUGUUAACAAACCACAUUGGUGAACUGACUUCCAUUCAUUCAAUGCCAUUUCUUUUCUUCUUUUCUGGGUAA